Messenger RNA from Onthophagus taurus, 520 nucleotides. The record is from RefSeq and is a predicted model, not a curated record. NCBI's taxonomy places the organism in Eukaryota, Metazoa, Arthropoda, Insecta, Coleoptera, Scarabaeidae.
UUAUUUUAUUUAAGAAAUUAAAUACAUGAAAUUUCAUAAUCAAACCAUAUUAAGAGGUGUUAUAAGAAACGUUCAAAGAUACAUCGUUAGAAAACACAACAAAUUUCGAUCUGUCGUAAAACCAGCCGCAUCGAAUAUGUUAAGAAUGAGAUGGCAUGUAGGAGCCGCAAAAUCAGCACAAAACUGGGCUAAUCAAUGUAUGUUUUUAACUCAUGAUGAUUCUAAAGGAAGAAAUGACAAAAAUUAUGGAGCUUGUGGACAAAAUAUCUUCGUUUCAACUCAUCCAGUUCAAUGGUUAUUCGCAAUGAGAACAUGGUUUGCUGAAAAGAAAUAUUUUACUUACGGGAGCACUAAGAACAAUUUAAAAUUGGUCGGUCAUUACACGCAAAUGGUUUGGGCAACGAGUCAAUUUGUAGGAUGUGGAUUUGCAAAAUGCGACAAAAAUUCUGGAUUCCCAGGAAAAUCUACCUAUUACAACUAUGUGUGUAAUUAUUGUCCAUCGUAAGUAAUCGUUUUAAAU